AUGCCUCCUUCGAGAGGCUACGCAUCUUUGUCCUCCUCAGCUCCGGUACAGAGGCCGAUGUGCAUAUUCUCAGGUAUACAGCCCACGGGAGUGCCCCAUAUCGGCAACCUACUCGGCGCCCUUUUCAACUGGGUCUCGAUACAGAAUAGCCUUCAGGCCUCCAGGGCUUCCUCUUCAAGUACACCUCCGCCGGAACUCUACUUCUCCAUUGUCGGCCUGCAUGCCCUGACAAUACCACAGAAUCCGGCCACGCUAGCCCAAGAGCGGAAAGACAUGCUUGCCUCCCUACUAGCGAUCGGCCUCGACCCAGAGCAAAGCACCAUCUACCAUCAAGACGAAGUAGGCGAGCAUGCGCAGCUGCAUUGGCUAUUGAGCUGCCUGGUGUCGAUGGGUAGGCUGAGGCGCAUGACUACUUGGAAGGGAAAGAUCGCGACGGCCAGAGGGACAGCGACGCCGGUAGAGCCGGAGCAAGGCGGUCCCACAGCAGGGGAGGCAGAUGAGGGGAUUGCGGACGUGGACGAGGAGCAUCGCGAUCUAUCUCUGGGUCUCUUCUCCUAUCCAGUGUUACAGGCAGCUGAUAUUCUCCUCUACAAGGCUACGCAUGUGCCCAUCGGUCAGGAUCAAGUGCAACACCUCGAGCUCGCAAGGGAUAUUGCCGCUACCUUCAAUAAGCGUUUCCCUUCCUCUCACACAACACCAAAGAGCAGCAAGAGCAGAAGGGAACCGCCUUUCUUCCCCCUGCCUCAACCCCUAAUCACCUCGACGCCCAAGAUCCUCUCCCUACGAGACCCUACGGCGAAGAUGUCCAAGUCAGCGCCGGACCCAGCCUCGCGCAUCCUUCUCACCGACGACGACACUGCCAUUCGCGCAAAGGUGAAGCGAGCAGUCACUGACACAGAGCGAUCCAUCAGCUUUGACCCAGAGGGAAGACCAGGUGUGAGCAGUCUGCUCAGUAUCAUCGCCGCGCUUCGUUCUUACCAGGCACAACAGACGCAGAGCACUCUCGAUCCUUUCGCAGCCGCAUCUGCCGGGGUCACUCCCAAAGAAGUAGCACAGCAGCUCGACUCUAGCGGGGGUGGCCAUGCUCUUCUGAAAGAGACAGUUACUUCUGCCCUGAUCGAGGUAUUGGGCCCAAUACGAGAACGCUUUCAGCAGCUCAAGGAGCGAGAGGCCCAGAGCGGCUAUUUGGAGCAGGUCGCUGCUUUGGGGAGAGAGAAGGCUAGCGUACGGGCAAAGGAGACGCUAGGUGAGGUGAAGGAGAGGAUGGGCUUGAGAUAG
Microstroma glucosiphilum is the source of this 1278-nucleotide messenger RNA. Its product is annotated as tryptophanyl-tRNA synthetase. Gene Ontology annotation, biological process: mitochondrial tryptophanyl-tRNA aminoacylation. Gene Ontology annotation, cellular component: mitochondrion; mitochondrial matrix. Gene Ontology annotation, molecular function: tryptophan-tRNA ligase activity; ATP binding. The transcript has 2 exons. Bases 1 to 1278 code for a protein of 425 amino acids. NCBI's taxonomy places the organism in Eukaryota, Fungi, Basidiomycota, Exobasidiomycetes, Microstromatales, Microstromataceae. The record is from RefSeq and is a predicted model, not a curated record.